GGCCCGAAGGUUCGCUGCAUAAAUAUAGGGACUCUAGUUACUGGAAGUGUGUGGCGACAUCUGCGCAAACAAAACAGGAAAUGACCGGUGGCAUUUAAAAUCCAACGUUCUUUUUAAAUCUCUUCUUGAUACCCCGAUCGGCCCGAUCCAUCCAUUUAAACCACGCUGUCGCCUCACGCAGGCAGCAAGAAUCAGGAAUAUCGGCAUUGCAGUCGAUCGUGCACUCGAGGACACGUCGCAUUAGUUCGUUAUGACGCACCUGAGAUUCAUGAAGGAGCUCGACAAUUUAACUCGCAUGGACGACGCUAUCAAAGGCGCAAUCCCACGUUGGCAAAAGAAAUGCAUGGAAGCAUCGAAUUUAAGCGUUAAUCACAGUUUAAACUCGUCAAAGAAAAUUACUUCUUUCACAAGCAGUAUAUCAGGAAAGACCCCGAUAAAGAAAAAUGAUUGCAAAACCAAGAAAACUCCCUCCAAAUGUAUUAAGAAGUCUCCAAGUCGAGCCACUACUCCAGCCAAGACACCCAGCGGUGGCGACAGAUUCAUUCCGUCGAGAGCCACGACUAAUUUUGAAUUAAGUCAUUUCAAGAUUCUUCAACAACAAAAUGCUGAACAAGAUAGAGACAAAGCUGAUAAAAUGAGUCCUAAGAAACGGGAGAUGCAGCGUCUCAUAGGAGAGAAUCUUUAUGGUGGUGAUAUAAAUAAUGCGCGAAUUUUAUCUUAUCAAAAUAAAGCACCAGCGCCACCAGAAGGAUAUCAGAAUCCUCUCAAAGUCCUGUACAGUCAAACUAAAACGCCAGCUAGUGCCAAAAAUUCCACGAGAUACAUACCGCAAGCCCCUGAUAGAAUACUGGAUGCACCUGAAAUUAUCGAUGAUUAUUAUUUAAACUUAGUGGAUUGGUCAAACAAUAAUAUCUUAGCUGUAGCAUUAGGUGCUAACGUUUAUUUAUGGAACGCUGGAACUGGUACUAUAGAACAGUUAUUUGAAUUGGAAGCAAAUGAUUAUGUAUGCUCCGUCGCAUGGAUUCAAGAAGGUCCAUGUUUGGCAGUGGGUACCACAGUGGGAAAUACAGAAUUGUGGGAUUGCAGUCAAAUGAAGAGAAUGCGCGUUAUGAACGGACAUACAGCCAGAGUUGGUUCUCUUUCCUGGAAUUCCCAUGUACUAUCAAGCGGUUGCAGGUCUGGUAAAAUAGUGCAUCAUGAUGUCAGAGAACGAGAUCAUUUCAUUUCAACUAUAAACGCACACGCUCAAGAAGUGUGUGGCUUGAAAUGGUCGCCUGAUGGGCAAUAUCUGGCGAGUGGUGGCAAUGACAAUAUGCUGCAAAUCUGGUCGUCAAUCGCCGGGCAAAGGCAUUCUCAGACGCAGCCUAUUUAUUCGUUCAAUCAGCAUCAAGCUGCCGUAAAAGCGCUCGCUUGGUGUCCUUGGCAAAACAAUGUACUCGCGAGCGGCGGCGGUACCGCUGAUCGGACUAUUAGGUUUUGGAAUUGCAACUCAGGUGCCUGUUUGAAUACGAUAGAUACAAAGUCUCAGGUCUGUGCUUUGCUAUGGUCUACGAACUACAAAGAGAUUGUUUCUGGACAUGGAUAUGCGCAAAAUCAGCUAACAAUUUGGAAAUAUUCAGCGAUGACGAAGCUCGCGGAACUUACCGGACACACCAGUCGCGUUUUACAUUUAGCCAUGUCUCCGGAUGGAACUACGGUGCUUAGUGCUGGUGCCGACGAAACGUUAAGAUUGUGGAAGUGCUUUCAAGUGGAUCCACAGAAAAAAAAAGAAUCUGCCGACAUAAAAUCAGUUGCGUCUAGGCUCAAACAAUCGAUUCGAUAAAAUCGACAUGUAAUGCAUGUUGCUUAGCGAUCACUCCAGUAUUUAUUUUUCGAAUUGAUUGUAUGCGAUCGGUAUAUACAGGUAUAUAAUAUAAAUAGAUUAAUUAAUACAGAUAUAUGACAUGGUCGAAUAUUAUCGAACAUAAAAGUAUUGACGUAUCGAAUCAAUUGAUUGAUCUAUUUUAUACAGAGAAAGAAAAUGCAAAAGUAAAUACUUAAUGUUGAUAGACCCAUUGCAUUUGGGAUACAUGUACGAUCGGUGAAGAAAGUAGAUAUAAGAACAUAUUAUUGUUAAAUAAUUAAAGUACAAACAAGCUUGCGUUAGCGUAUUACGUCUGUAACUUUUAUUAUAUGAACAUUCAGAUUCUACGCGCAAAAAUCAU
Messenger RNA from Trachymyrmex cornetzi, 2204 nucleotides. It is a transcript of the gene fzy, whose product is annotated as cell division cycle 20 protein fzy. Bases 251 to 1822 code for a protein of 523 amino acids. The transcript is spliced from 8 exons. Gene Ontology annotation, cellular component: anaphase-promoting complex. The record is from RefSeq and is a predicted model, not a curated record. Gene Ontology annotation, biological process: positive regulation of ubiquitin protein ligase activity; anaphase-promoting complex-dependent catabolic process; positive regulation of anaphase-promoting complex-dependent catabolic process. Gene Ontology annotation, molecular function: ubiquitin ligase activator activity; anaphase-promoting complex binding; protein binding. NCBI's taxonomy places the organism in Eukaryota, Metazoa, Arthropoda, Insecta, Hymenoptera, Formicidae.